Striga asiatica is the source of this 1683-nucleotide messenger RNA. The record is from the annotation of a GenBank genome assembly. Lineage: Eukaryota; Viridiplantae; Streptophyta; Magnoliopsida; Lamiales; Orobanchaceae.
AAAUUGUUCGAUAAUUAAAACAAGGACUUGGGGGAGAGAAAACGUUUCUUCAAGGGGUCUUUAAAGCAUUUGACUAAACAAUUUACAGAGAGAUCGUAAAAAAGUAUGGCUGAGACCAUCACUGAUAACAAAAAGUAGGAGUGGAUUAGUACGAGUUAUUGGACGGGAGAAUAAACAGCUUCAGAAUUGAAGAAGUUCGAGAAAUUGAAAAAUGUUGCAGUGCAUAUUUCUCCUAUCAGAUUCCGGGGAAGUGAUGUUGGAAAAACAGCUCACGGGUCACCGGGUCGAUCGCUCCAUAUGUGCAUGGUUUUGGGACCAAGUACAUACUCAAGGAGAUUCUUUGAAGAGCGUACCUGUUAUUGCUUCACCCACCCACUAUCUGUUCCAAGUGAUCCGUGAGGGAAUAACGUUUUUGGCUUGCACCCAAGUUGAGAUGCCACCUUUAAUGGCUAUUGAGUUUCUUUGCAGGGUAGCUGAUGUUCUUACAGGUUAUUUGGAUGGCCUGAAUGAGGAUCUGAUUAAGGAUAAUUUUGUUAUCGUUUAUGAGUUGCUGGAUGAGAUGAUAGACAAUGGCUUCCCUCUAACAAUGGAACCUAAUAUAUUAAGGGAAAUGAUAGCUCCUCCUAAUAUUGUUAGUAAGGUUUUGAGUGUUGUCACUGGUAACUCAUCCAAUGUGAGCAAUACACUUCCAGGUGGCACAUCAUCAUGUGUUCCAUGGAGAAAGACUGACCUUAAGCACACCAGCAAUGAUGUUUAUGUCGAUCUUGUUGAAGAAAUGGAUGCUACUAUAAACAGAGAUGGGGCUCUGGUAAAAUGCGAGAUAUAUGGUGAAGUACAAGUAAAUUCUCACCUAUCAGGUCUACCCGAUCUCACACUCUCGUUCGCCAACCCUUCAGUUCUUAAUGAUGUGAGGUUUCACCCUUGUGUUCGACUCCGGCCUUGGGAGUCAAAUCAGAUCUUAUCUUUUGUGCCGCCUGAUGGGCAAUUUAAGCUCAUGAGUUACAGAGUAAAAAAGCUGAAGAAUAUUCCAAUUUAUGUGAAGCCGCAACUGACAUCCGACUCAGGGAUUUGCCGUAUAAGCGUAUUGUUGGGAAUACGAAAUGAUCCUGGAAAGUCAAUUGACACUAUAACAGUUCAAUUCCAAUUACCACCUUGUGUCGUGUCGUCUGAUCUUUCUUCUAAUUGUGGAUCAGUAAAUGUUCUUGCUGAUAAGACAUGUUUGUGGACGAUUGGGAAAAUCCCAAAAGAUAAAGCUCCUUCAAUGUCUGGAACCUUGGUGCUUGAGAGUGGCAUGGAGAAACUUGAUGUAUUUCCCACUUUUAUAGUGGGUUUUAGAAUUAUGGGUGUGGCCCUAUCCGGCUUAAAAAUCGAAAAAUUGGAUAUACUGAAUUUGCCCACGCGUUCAUAUAAAGGCUUUCGAGCUCUCACCAGAGCCGGUGAAUUUCAAGUGAGAUCAUGAGCUUUAGUGUUAAAAAAGGCGAAUAUGCAUUGAGGACAUAACUAUUUUGUUUCGAGAUUGGUGGUUUGUCUUGUUGAUGUUGUGCAUUUGAACAAUACGUUUCGAUGCAUUUGAAUUUGUGCUUUCCAGCUCUUCUGUAACUGUAGACAAGAAGUAAAUGUAAUUUUGAAUCAUAGACAUUUGAAAGGGAUGGAGUGAUUUGCUACUCAUCGUCUUGAUUUUCA